AUGAAUGAAAAUAACAACAACGGAGCUAUUUUUAAACUUGAUAAACCGGUUUUCUACUUAUCAAUACACAAGACUCAGGUGAAUCGACGAUCAUCGGGUGUGCAGUACGGACACAUUGAUAGCAGUGUCCAGAUCGAAGACAUGGAGACACUUCUGCUGAUUGCAGGACUCUUUGUGGUAGCAAGUGGGCAGGUUAAUUUCGCCCCAGUGUUUAACACAGUGAAUAGUACAGGGGUGGAUGGAGACUUGAGACAAAGACUGGUAACCCAAGGAGUGGUAGAAAGCUUCGCAGUCGGUACCUUACUUGGAAAUUUAUCAGCUAGAGUACCACAGAAUCCUGGUGCAUCAAUUACAUAUUCAGCUACAAGUGACCAAACACUGAAAGUUCUGGCUGACGGACAAGUAUUGCUUAACAGGCAGUUGGAUAGAGAGGCAUCAUCUUCAACAGGAAAUAACCUAAAGGUCACCUUUGUGGCUUCAUACCGAACCAAUACGGGAGUCACUCUAUCUGCUGAUACAUCCAUUACUAUUACUGUUCUGGAUGUCAACGAUGAAUAUCCAACCUUUCAGAAUUUACCAUACAAUGCAAAAGUAGCAGAGAGUGCGAGUAUCGGAUUCACACUGUACAGCUCCAUUCAAAUCCGAGAUCUGGAUGUGGGGUACUAUUCUGAGGUCCAGCUUUCGUGUCUCGUCCCCCCAGGAGAUGCAGAGAGCCAGUCAGCUUGUGACACAUUCGGACUAAACACGCGGCAGAAUUCACAGGGUAACUACACAGGAUAUGUAUUUCUCAAGAGUGCUUUGGAUUAUGAAGUGAAGAAAGGCUACACGAUGACUAUCAAGUCCAUAGACAACCCCUCCAGACUCGGGAACCAGGUGCAGCUGACAACCACGAUCAACAUUCUGAUAGAAGUGGUUGACCAACAGGACUCCCCACCCCGAUUCCUCAGUACUCCCAUCACGGUCACGGUGUUCGAGAAUGCUGUGAAUAAUACAAGGGUUGGUGCCAUUACUGCACAAGAUGGAGAUGAAGGAAGUCCUCGGCCUAUCAAAAUAGUCAAUAAAGAUCCCAACAACCUAUUCUAUCUCAGCCCUGCUGUCUCAGACGACAUCAGGACAAACCUUACCUACACAUCCAAAAUCUCAGUUCUCCAAAACAUUGACAGGGAGACCCAGCUUGCCAGAUAUGACUUUGAAGUUGAGGCAAUUGAGAUGGAGAAUGGCGUGGAGACGGAUCAGAGGGUGACAACCAAAGUCAUAGUUACCAUUUUAGAUGAAGAUGACAACAGCCCAACAUUUCAGCAAUCUUUGUACAACAUAACCGUUUUAGAGAUGGACAGCAGUUCUAUUGCUAAUUCAACAACCCCUCUGCCUGGCCUCAAUAUGAGAGUUGAGGACCCAGAUGAUCCGAGUAAUGCCCAGUUCAGCAUAUCUAUCGUGACUCAGCCGAUUCCUGGUCUCUUCAGUGUGACGCCCACCACAGCCACUCAACAGGCACAGGUUUCUCUGAUAGUCAACAAGGCCAUACAGCUGGACUACGAGAACCCCAGUGUCCGCACACAACAGAUCAGACUGUUAGCACAAGAUGUCAACAAUCCUACUCAGCAUUCCUCGACGGCAGUGGUGAUCAUCAAUUUAGAGGACAGCAAUGAUAACACUCCCCAAUUCCCAGCUACGGAGUACAUUGCCUCCGUCCGGGAAGACAGGGGCAUUGGAAGCUCGAUAAUUACAAUCACUGGCUCCGACAGAGACAGUGGUGAAAAUGGUCGUUUGGAGUAUUCGCUGCGCGGCACAGGAUUAGAAAAGUUCAAUGUCGAUCCAUCAACAGGCCGUGUCACACUAGCCCAGUCUCUGGAUUACGAGGAUACGACAUCAUACCAGUUGCUGUUUAGGGCCGUAGAUAAGGGUAAUCCUAGUCGGGAGGCCUCCGUCAGUUUGACUAUUUCUGUUCUCAACUACAAUGACUUUGGACCAGUCUUCAAUCCUGACUCUUAUCAAACCUCAGUGAACGAAGGAGAAGUGAACAUCCUGAUUCCUGUUAUUGUGAAGGCUCGAGACCAAGAAUCUUUGGAUAACAUCACAUAUGCCAUUGUUGCUGGAAAUACAGCUGAUAAUGCAUUUGUCCUUAACCUGAGAACAGGGGUGCUUUCUCUGUCCAGAGGCCUUAACUAUGAGGAGACUCCCAGACGGAGUGGAUUUUUCAGCCUGACUGUACAAGCCACAGAUUCAGACUUCCCUCCACAGUCCUCCAACACAACUAUUACAGUAUUAGUCAUUGAUAAAAAUAACCAUGACCCAACAUUUGUACAGUCUCAAUAUACGGCAAAUAUCAGCGAGGGAGCAGUUUUAGGGUCCUUUGUGAAGAGUGUCUCAGCCACUGACCAAGAUUUCGGAUCCAAUGGAAACAUUUCUUACUACAUCUGGAGUGGGGGACUUGACCACUUUCUCAUUGACCAACAGGGUCAGGUCACAGUCAGCGGUGGGGCAGCCCUAGACGUGGACACUGUCCGUAGAUAUGAUGUCAUAAUUCAUGCUCGAGACCAAGGGAGUCCCCCGAGAACUGGUUCCACAACCCUCAUAGUGACCCUCAACGACUCCAACAACAAGGACCCAUUCUUCACUGAGCAGUUCUACAUUGGAUCAGUACAGGAAACGGUGUCGAUUGGAACAUCUGUGUUACAAGUGAAGGCUGACGAUACUGACAGCACUAAGUCGCUGCAGUAUUCUAUAGACCAACUCAGCAUCAUCGCCAAAAACACAGACGGGACGCGGAUCCAGGCAUUAUAUCCUUACGACUUCAGGGAGGCUUUUGAGAUUGAGCCGACUUCUGGUGUAAUUAAAGUGAAGUCGGCCCUGAAACGUGAUAGUGCAGCCGAAAUAGAUUUCAACGUUAUUGUCAGAGAUGUAAAUGCUGAGAACAACAAACCGCAAACGGCCACAGCUCUUGUAUUGAUAACGAUAUUGGGUUCGGCUGAUUUAACUCCUUACUUUGCUCCUCCGUGGACUGUGACCAAUCCUACAUAUUACUACACUCUGCCUGAGGAGCUGGCCAUUGGUACAGUCACAUCAACGCUUAUUGCCACUGACCCCAAGGGGCCAUUCCAGAUCACCAACUUCCAGGAAAUAGCAGAAUCUAAUGGAGGAGAUCUGGGAGAUUAUUUCUCAGUCAAUCAAACAUCAGGUCAGAUAAAAGUGAACCGACGUUUGGACUAUGAUAACUUGAACUUCAAACUGAUCAAGUUCCGUGUGCGGGCAUUUUCAAAAGAUAAUCUCAGGAGUGUGGAUGCUAACAUCACUGUUCAAGUUCAGGAUAUCAACGACAAUGUUCCAGAAUUUUCACAAACAAAAUAUACAGUGACUGUUGCUGAAGACCGAGUUUACCCCUACCAGAUAGCCACCGUCUUUGCCAGUGAUAAAGACAGUGGAAGUUAUUCAGAGAUUGCUUAUUCACUCAGUGGACAAGGCCAUGAGAAAUUUAUGAUCCUGAAAUCUAGUAAGGAAAUUGGAGUCGGACUGUUAUUAAUUGGGAACAGAACAGUUUUGGAUCAUGAGACGACUCCUGAAUAUAACAUGUUGCUAACUGCCCAAGACAAUCCACGCGCUUUGUCUUCAGAAGUACAACAGAGAUCUUCUGUACCAUUAACAAUUCGGGUGAGAGACAUCAAUGACAACCGUCCCCAAUUUACCAGCAGUCAGUACUCAUUCCUGACAGUGGAGAGUUAUGAUUUGAAUACCAACAUUGGAGAGGUCCGUGCCAUUGACCUGGACAGUGGGGUCAAUGGGGAAAUUGAUUAUACCAUUGUAUUGGUGGAUCCUGCCCCAAGGUCGCCAGAGGAGGAUUACUUUGGAAUUGCACCAGAGAGUGGUAUGUUGUACAGUAAGAAUUCCCUUCGAGGGGCAUCCGCAAAGUCUCCAUACCGGCUGGUGAUUCAGGCUCAGGACCGGGGGUCCCCAGUACUAAUGAGCAACACCACGGUCACUAUCAAUGUCAGUAGUGGACAGCUGGACAAUGGAAAACCUAUCUGGAUCUCACCACGUUUUGGGGACUCCAACGUUGUCACCCUAAUGAACAUUACAGAACAUGCUGAUUUAGGAACUGUGGUUAUCCAAGCCCUAGCUGUGCCUCGGACUCCCGGAGCUUCUAUCGAGUACACCAUCCUGAGUGAUAACGAGGAGACGACCGAGUUUGUGAUAGAUAAGAACACGGGUAUCGUCACGGUCGCUCGCAAUCGGACACUGGACAGAGAGAAACAAGAAAUACACGAUUUGAUCUUGCUGGCGACUGAUACAUUGAACAGAACCUUGCAGAGUACCCGACUUUUGUCCAUCAAACUACAGGACAUUGAUGAUGAAAACCCUUCCUUCAUUAGCUGUCCCAAUAGACAGUAUGAUGUUCCAACGGAAACAUCGGUCCGUGAGGGGGAGCCUGUAGGGACCCUGGUUUACACGGCAAAGGCCUGCGAUCUCGAUAAACCCCCCUACAACACAGUCCAGUACAGUUUCUACACUGAUGACAGCUUGUAUUGUUUUUCAAACAUCACUCAAAACUUUGUUCUUAACGCUGCCACUGGACAAAUCACCACAAAUCGAGUCCUUGACAGGGAAUCUACAGCCAGAUAUCUCAUCUGUGUCAAGGCCAGUAAGCCAAAUAACCGCAGAAAACGAGAGAUUCCCAGCAAACAAAACCUGGAAACCCAUCUUCAGCAAUACACUGCUAACGACAUCUUAUUUCUGCUGGUGACAGUUUCAGACGUAAACGACAAUGAGCCAACAUUCUCCUUAACCAGCGACUACACUUAUCUUUUUGCCUAUCCCACAAAGGACGCUGUUUAUCAGUUGACUGCUAGUGACCCCGACCUUGGGGACAAGGGUUGGGUGCGUUACAGCAUCAUUCAGUCCCAAUACAUCAACACAGCCAAGAGAAGGAAUAUAUCAGUGUUUGAUGCAUUUAAGAUUGGCUCAGAAUCGGGUCAAAUCUCAGUAGGAUUCCAGUCCUACACCUAUUUCAUCGGAGGAUAUUUUGAGCUGACAAUUAAAGGUGAAGACUACCUUAAGUCGGAGUUGUACAGUACUUACAAAUUAAAGGUGUACAUAGGGGAGAAGACAAGUCAGGUACGGGUGGUGAUGGCCACAGAUCCCAGUCGUGACCAGCAACAAUUUGUUAAAGACUUGGAACAGAGUUUAAAUGGAAGAUCUCAGUAUGCCCUGUACAUCCCAACAGACACCCGGUACCAUGUGACAUCCACAGGAACUAGUGCUAAUCAGAUUGACAUCUGUUUCUUUGUUGUGAAAAACAACCGUGUUGUAGAUUCCUAUGAUGGAACAUCAGCUUUAAGUGAUGUUCAGGGAGUUCUGUCAUCAAACAAUGUCCAUAGUCCAGGGCCUUGUGAGCCAGCCACCACCAAGACGUUAGAAGGAUGGUCAGCUUUCUGGUGGGUCCUGGUGGCGUUUGCCAUUUUCAUGUUCGUCAUCAUCGUCAUCCUUAUUUUUGCUGUGGUGGCACUUCAUAAAGACUACAGGAAUUCAAUGCAAGCGACAACAACUGUACAACUUGUUCAAUAGAAAGAAAGAAAAAAGAAUGAAAAGUGUGAUUUUGACAGUGCAGAAAUUCUACAAACAUGACUUUAGUUGAUGGAAAUCCUAGAUUCCAAACAGUCUCAUAUUUCAUGCUUACGUAAUUACAAAAGAAAGAAGUUAUGUUUGAGUAGAAUCUAUAGUAAGAUAUGUUAUUUGUCAAAAUGAAUCUCAGACUCUUGUAAUCUGGUCCACAUCAUCUGUUAAGGAAAAAAAAAUUUUUUUAAAAAAUCACAUGGGCAGAAGAAAGAGGAUGAAAUGCUUAUCACAGCACUUUAAAAGUAUGAUAAAACUGUUUCACGAGUGUAGACUGCUGACGUAACAAAGAUGUAUUUCCACAUACGUGUAUGUACCUUGCCAUGAAUGAUGGAUGAAUGCAAGUUUUUGGUGGAUGGUGUUAUGGAUAGUGCAGUAUGGUGGUGAGAAAGUGUGCGAGAAAAAAAAUGUUAGAGAGGAUUUCUGUGUGAUGUAUACUCAUUGCAGUAGUAAAAACAUCGAGAUAUUUUUGUUGGCUGUUUUGUGUAAACAAAAGAAAUAUAUAUAUUUGUCAGACAUAUCCUUCUGCAGAUGCAUUAUAAAAUUUAGACGUCUUGAACAAAGUAGGAAGACAUAUUGAUAUCCAGUGUACCAGAGUGUCAUUGUUCACUUGCAUCUCGGUUAGUGAUAUUUCAUGUACUAGUAUUUUUAUAUUAUUUAUACAUAUUUUGUACCAUGAUGCAAUUUUGAUGAAAUAUAUUUUUUACAAAAAGAG
Ostrea edulis (European flat oyster) is the source of this 6322-nucleotide messenger RNA. Its product is annotated as cadherin-87A-like. The record is from RefSeq and is a predicted model, not a curated record. Lineage: Eukaryota; Metazoa; Mollusca; Bivalvia; Ostreida; Ostreidae. Gene Ontology annotation, cellular component: cell-cell junction; plasma membrane. Gene Ontology annotation, molecular function: calcium ion binding. Gene Ontology annotation, biological process: homophilic cell-cell adhesion.